Molecule: messenger RNA, 3971 nt
Organism: Herpailurus yagouaroundi (jaguarundi)
Lineage: Eukaryota; Metazoa; Chordata; Mammalia; Carnivora; Felidae
Gene: SMAD9
Product: SMAD family member 9
Exons: 9
Coding region: 558-1961 (467 amino acids)
Biological process (GO): BMP signaling pathway; anatomical structure morphogenesis; regulation of transcription by RNA polymerase II
Cellular component (GO): heteromeric SMAD protein complex
Molecular function (GO): RNA polymerase II cis-regulatory region sequence-specific DNA binding; DNA-binding transcription factor activity, RNA polymerase II-specific; I-SMAD binding
Source: RefSeq, a predicted model, not a curated record
CCGCCGCCGCCGCCGCCGCCGGGCCCUGCAGCCGCUGGGCGCGCGCAGCCAGGCAGAAGCCACGAACAAGAUUUUGGACUGCUUUCAAGUUCGUGGUUAUCCAAGAAGGACACUGCAGAUAAGAAAAUGAUGUAAUAGUUUGGCCCUUAGAUCAAAGAAGCCUCAUUAAGUAAAGCUGAAUGAAAACGGGCUGCUUUGGUGGAAGGUGGCAAUCUGCAGAGGGACGAAGCCUAGUGCUUUGCCAUUCUCCUGGUGUCCAAGUCCGUCCUGCCACUCUCUUGCUGCUGUGUUUGAGACUCUCUGUGGUCUCCAGAAUUUUGAAGAACUGCAUGACUUGGCCAGCCUAUUCUAGGACCUAGCAGAAAGUCAACACAGUUCCCAGCCUGAAUCGGUCAGUUACUUCCAGAAGAAAAGGAAGACCUAUGACAUCCCUGGAGAGUUUGUACCUAUGACAUCCCUGGAGAGUUACUUGCUGCAUACUUCCCUCAGGCCCUGCAUGCAAUAAAGGGCUAUCUGUCCAGGUCCUCUUUGCACUGGACACCUGCAGUUCACCUCUUAUGCACUCCAGCACCCCCAUCAGCUCCCUCUUCUCCUUCACCAGCCCGGCAGUGAAGAGACUGCUAGGCUGGAAGCAAGGAGAUGAAGAGGAAAAGUGGGCAGAGAAGGCAGUAGACUCUUUAGUAAAGAAAUUAAAGAAGAAGAAAGGAGCCAUGGAUGAGCUGGAGAGGGCCCUCAGCUGCCCGGGGCAGCCCAGCAAAUGCGUUACAAUUCCCAGGUCCCUGGAUGGGCGGCUGCAGGUGUCCCACCGCAAGGGGUUGCCCCACGUCAUUUACUGCCGAGUGUGGCGCUGGCCUGAUCUCCAGUCUCACCACGAGUUGAAGCCGCUGGAGUGCUGUGAGUUCCCAUUUGGAUCCAAGCAGAAAGAGGUGUGCAUUAACCCCUACCACUAUCGCCGGGUGGAGACUCCAGUGCUGCCUCCGGUGCUCGUGCCAAGACAUAGUGAAUACAACCCCCAGCUCAGCCUCCUGGCCAAGUUCCGCAGUGCCUCCCUCCACAGCGAGCCUCUCAUGCCACACAAUGCCACCUAUCCCGACUCCUUCCAGCAGCCUCCGUGCCCUGCGUUCCCUCCCUCGCCUGGGCAUGUGUUCUCACAGUCCCCGUGCACCGCCGGCUACCCUCACUCCCCAGGAAGCCCCUCCGAGCCAGAGAGCCCCUAUCAACACUCAGCUGACACACCACCCCCGCCUUAUCAUGCCACAGAAGCCCCAGGGACCCAGAAUGGCCGACCUGUAGAUGCCACAGCUGAUAGUCAUUUAGUGCUGUCAGUGCCUAAUGGAGACUUUCGACCAGUUUGCUACGAGGAACCACAGCACUGGUGCUCUGUUGCGUACUAUGAACUGAACAACCGAGUUGGGGAGACGUUCCAGGCCUCCUCCCGAAGCGUGCUUAUAGAUGGAUUCACAGACCCUUCAAAUAACAGGAACAGAUUCUGUCUUGGACUUCUUUCUAACGUAAACAGAAACUCAACAAUAGAAAACACCAGGAGACACAUAGGAAAGGGCGUGCAUUUAUACUAUGUUGGGGGAGAGGUGUAUGCCGAGUGUGUGAGUGACAGCAGCAUCUUCGUGCAGAGCCGGAACUGCAACUAUCAGCAUGGCUUCCACCCGGCCACCGUCUGCAAGAUCCCCAGUGGCUGCAGUCUCAAGAUCUUCAACAACCAGCUCUUUGCUCAGCUGCUGGCUCAGUCAGUUCACCACGGAUUUGAAGUCGUCUAUGAGUUAACCAAGAUGUGCACUAUCCGGAUGAGCUUUGUUAAGGGCUGGGGAGCUGAGUAUCAUCGCCAAGAUGUCACGAGCACCCCCUGCUGGAUUGAGAUUCAUCUUCAUGGACCACUGCAGUGGUUGGACAAAGUUCUGACUCAGAUGGGCUCUCCACAUAACCCCAUCUCUUCGGUGUCUUAACAGUCAGUCAUGACUUCGUCGACAUUUCUAGAGCAUAGAUGCUAUUGCAGGCAGUGGCUUACAUCAUUUCAGAUUUGCAACUAACUCAAGUUUCCAAGUACAUAUGUAAAUACAUAUAAUAUAUACUAUUCAUAUUUUUUAUCACCAAUUGUUUUGUGCUUUCUAGUUAAACCUGAUGCCAGUACAACAUGAUUAGAAAAGCAGGGUUUUCGUGCCUGUGCUAUAAUAAUAGGAAGCAGCUUCUUUUGUGGGCUGGGCGGUAACAAAUGAAGGCAAUUGUCUCAAUAGUAUUUGAAAAGUGCUGGCAGAAUAAAAGGCAGCUUUAGUCAGCCGUGUCAUUAUAAGGCAUGUUGGGUGGCCUACCAGAAAAAUAUCAAAACUGUUUAUAUAUUAAGAGUCAGGGUACUAGCAGCACUAAAGAAAUAACACUUUCAGACAAAAGAAAGCAGUCAAACCCGUAUAAUUUAAACAAUCUCACUUUUAGUGUUAUCGGCAAGGAAAAAAAAAAAAAAAAACAGACCAAGCUGUAAAUCAGUUAUGUAAGAUAAAUCACAUAAAUUAUUUUAUCUCUCAAGUUGAAAUACCUAUAGCUGGAUGAUUGUGCUGAUAUUAAUGGUACAUUUGAAACAAAUUUAAACUGUGAUUGGAAAAGAAACUGUGAAGCUGGGAGCCACAUUGCCUCAUAAUCUACCACUGAAAAAAAUCCAGAAUGAGUCUAAUGCAUGGAAAGGUUAAUAUGAAAAUAGCAAGAAUUGAGCAUUAUUCCCAAACUGCAAAACAAGACCAGAACUUAGUCCAAGAAUCAGCCAGGGAGGCACUUGCUCUCCAUGUAGGGAAUCGGGUCCCUGAAUUUUCCUGGUUUCUCAAGUCAGGCAGCCUGGCCGCCUUUGGAGUCCACACAGUGAGCUAGAGGACCAUGUGUGCAAAUCCUGAGUGGAGAAGAAGCAGUAAAAUAAGAGGAUCGGACAAAAGCAUCCUCUGUUUACUUAUACCUUCUCAUAUUCCCAUUAAAAGGCUCAUGGCGAGGGCAGUCCUUUUGCCGCAUUUUCCCUACACAUUGGCAGAUACUAUUUACAGAUGACUAAAACAGUGGUGAAGCCUUUGAGAAAAUCUGGACACAUUGCUGGGAUGAAGUUUAUGAGUUAUUUAACUUAGUGUCUCAAUCUGCUGGUCACAUCUGGUAGCCUCUUAUAAAGCUGAAACCUCAUACCUGGAAAUAACUUCACAAAUAGAAUGAUAACUUCAUAAUCCUUAUAAUCUCUGGGGAACAGCGGUACCGAAGAGUGGGACACUUAAAAUAUAUAUAUGGUAUUAAAAGCCCAUUCUUAGUUACUCUUGGAUGGUAAAGAGAGGAAAAUUCCCCACAUUUCUAGGUACUUUCAUAUAUAUAUAUAUAUAUAUAUAUAUAUAUAUAUAUAUAUAUAUAUACAAUUCCCACCCACUAAACACUGCACUGCUUCGAAAAAUAUUUCACACCCUCUUAAAAAUGUAUAAUUUAAGAAGGUAAUUAUGCUUGUAACAGACGGUACUUCAGUAAUCCAAGAGGCUUCUUCAUUUAUACAUUCUAUCUCAAGUCUUUUUAGCAUUAGCACACAGUAGUUGCUUAUCAUUAAAUUGUAUUCAAGGUAGAAAUGAUCCUGUGAAAAAGAUACGAGUGAGUUCCUACUGUCACCUCUUGUAAGCACUAGUGUUAUCUAAUAGAAACUUUCAUAUAUGCAACAGAAAAUAGUACAUUCUACGUUAAAAUUAGGUGGUCCAUUUAGUGUUUAGAAAACCCUGUAGUUCAUUGGUUCAUCACCUAUGUAUUGUGCACCUGUAUGUGCUGGGUACAGUGUUAGGUACUGUGGAAUCCAGUGUAAACCAGAGACAGCCCCAGACUCUGGAGCUGAGAGUCUAUUAGGAAACCUGUGUAGACAUCUUCAUGUAUUUUCACUUUUAAAACAAAACAAAACCUGCGAUCGUUUUUUUUUUCCUUUUUGCUUAAAAAAAAUACGACUGAUGAUUUCUUAA